CGGUCAGAGAGAGAGAGAGACACCGAGCCCCGGGGGCUCCGGUCAGAGAGAGCGAGAGACACCGAGCCCCGGGGUGGCAGCGCGGAUCUCCGGGUUUUAUGGAGAUAAUUUUAGUCAGACACUGAGUUUAGGUUCAGGAGGGCGACCAGGAUCCAGAAAGACGGGAACUACCCGCGGCCCCUAAGGCUGCAACUGGACUGCCCUUAUCCAAGCUCAGGAUUUCAGUCUGCUCGGCUGCACGCUGAACUAGGAGGAGGAGAUGAAGGGGGAGCAUUUGGUCCGGGAUCCUGCAGUUCGUUGCUGGCGUUUACCAGACAUGUGAACCCGGAACGUAACUUGGCGAGCGAGUGGGGAGGAUAGCAGGCCGACACCAUUUACACCUCGUAUCAUCCCCAAGAACCUUUGUGGCGCUGGAUUAACGAUGUGAGGACCACGAUGUGUAGAUCGUGGACAGCUGCCGUAAAUUUGCAGAUUAAAUAACUUGGAUGGAUCUAUGGUGAAGAUAAUGGUAACAAGGAGAAUGACAAUAUUAAUCGAUUUUGGAUCUAUAGAAAAAUAAGAAAAUUAAACGGGCGAGCGACGAUGGAAUAAAAAUAUAAUGGAUGGAUAUUGUAUUACUCAGUACUGUGCGGACAAUAUUUGACAAAUAAUGCAAAUACUUGUUAGAUCUGUAACUGACAAACAAAAGGAUAACAAAAACGGAAGAAAAUGGCUCAAAUUUCGCUACAGGUGUUUAACUGCACGGAGUAGUAAGAUACGCUGUGGUCUUUUCAGAAGAUAACAAUUCUUAGCAUGAUUUUUUAGCUUGAGAUUCUUUUUAUAUUUGGCAACUGUUCACCUCUGCAUAUGCAGUAAAGCAUUAAUAACAUCGCAAAGGACAUCAUCACUGCAUACAAAAAUGUCUCAGAGUUUAUUACAAGGAAAGAGAUUUUUCUGUCGGGAGUGGGUUUUCCAUAAACUCCAUUAUUGUCUUCAAGAAAAGAACAGUGGUAAAAUGUUUGGGAUCUCCAAUCCUAACGGGAAUGGUGGUGUCCCUGGGAAAAACGUUGGAGGCAUCGGGGGUAUUUUGAUCGUUGGGGGUCCCGGCAGCGGUAAGACAGCACUGUGCACAGAGUUGAUUUGGCCCACUUGCCCGCAGGUAAUGCAGCGGGGGUUGCAUCGCCAGGCACUCGCCUUUCACUUCUGUAAAGCUCAGGAUGCAGACACACUGUGUGUUAGCAACUUCAUACAAAGCCUCGUCUCCCAAAUUCGCAACAGCAGUUUGGUCCAGGGAUAUGAAGAGAAACUGCGAGAACCAGCAGUUCACAGCGUGCUGCAGGCAGGCGAAUGUGACAGAAAUCCUGGAGAAACCUUUAAAAGGUGUGUACUCUUGCCAUUGUUGGGAAUAAAACCACCUUCACAGAAUCUAUUCAUCGUCGUAGACUCUGUCGAUGAAGGCUGCAAUUAUACGGAAGGAGAGCAAAGGCAAGCAGGUCUGUCACGGACUAUAGCAGAGCUUCUAGCAAGUCAUCAUGAGUUCUUCCCACCUUGGUUGUUGCUUGUCUGCUCUUCUCGGAAACAAAGUAAAAUGGUGACAAAAAUGUUCACAGGCUUCCGGAAAAUUAGCUUGGAUGAUCUGCGUAAAGCCUACAUUGUAAAGGACGUACAGCAGUAUAUCUUGUAUCGUCUGGACCAGGAAGAAGCAUUAAGACAGCACCUGACAAAAGAAACAGCUGAAAUGUUAAACCAGCUCCAUAUUAAAAGCAGUGGCUGUUUUCUUUAUCUUGAACGUGUCCUUGAUGGAGUGGUGGAAAGCUUUAUAAUGCUGCGAGAGAUUAGGGAUAUUCCAGGAACAUUGAAUGGACUAUAUCUUUGGCUUUGUCAAAGGCUUUUUGUACGAAAACAGUUUGCCAAAGUGCAACCUAUUCUAAAUGUAAUUUUGGCUGCCUGUAGGCCAUUAACUACUUUGGAAUUAUAUCAUGCAGUGUGGACAAAAAAUAUAACCAUGACAAUUGAAGAAUUUCAACGGAAAUUAGAUAUUUUAUCAAAGGUUCUUAUAGAUGGCUUGGGAAACACUAAAAUUCUGUUUCAUUACAGUUUUGCAGAGUGGUUGCUCGAUGUGAAGCACUGCACACAGAAAUAUUUGUGUAAUGCAGCAGAGGGUCACAGAAUGCUUGCCAUGAGUUAUACAUGCCGUGCAAAAGAACUUUCCCCUUUGGAGGUACAAGAGUUUGCACUGCACCUGCUUAAUUCUAACUUGCAGUUAGAGCCACAUCACUUGGCCUUGUGGAUGAUCUGGAAUGGCACACCUGUGAAAGGAGCCUUGUCAACGAUAGUUCCUAAAGAGCAGGAAAUACUGCAGCUUUUAGUAAAAGCAGGAGCUCAUGUGAACAGUGACGAUGAUCGCACAUCUUGUAUUGUACGCCAGGCUCUGGAGAGAGAAGAUUCCAUUCGAACUUUACUAGAUAAUGGUGCUUCUGUUAAUCAGAGUGACUCAAAUGGAAGAACGUUAUUGGGUAGUGCAGCCUACAGUGGCAAUUUGGAUGUUGUUAAUCUCCUGAUAUCUAGGAAUGCUGAUCUGGAAAUUGAAGAUAAUCAUGGACAGACAGCACUUACACUUGCUGCUAGGCAAGGUCAUACAAAGGUUAUUAAUUGCCUCAUUGGACAUGGUGUUAACAUAAAUCACACUGACCAAGAUGGCUGGACUGCAUUAAGAUCAGCAGCUUGGGGCGGACAUACAGAGGUGGUAUCAGCACUUCUCUAUGCUGGAGCAAAGGUAGAUUGUGCAGAUGCAGACAGUCGAACUGCUCUGAGGGCUGCAGCAUGGGGAGGACAUGAGGACAUUGUUCUCAAUUUACUCCAGCAUGGAGCUGAGGUUAACAAAGCUGAUAAUGAAGGAAGGACUGCACUUAUUGCAGCAGCAUAUAUGGGACAUAAAGAGAUAGUAGAACAUCUGGUGGAUCAUGGUGCAGAGAUCAAUCAUGAAGAUGUGGAUGGUAGAACAGCUCUGUCAGUAGCUGCACUGUGUGUCCCUGCAAGCAAAGGUCAUGCAUCAGUGGUUAGCUUACUGAUUGACCGAGGAGCAGAGGUUGACCACUGUGACAAAGAUGGUAUGACUCCCUUGUUAGUCGCUGCCUAUGAAGGACAUGUGGAUGUUGUUGAUUUGCUUCUUGAAGGAGGGGCAGAUGUGGAUCACACUGAUAACAAUGGUCGUACUCCACUUCUGGCUGCUGCGUCCAUGGGUCAUGCAUCAGUUGUAAAUACCUUACUGUUUUGGGGUGCAGCUGUUGAUACUAUUGAUAGUGAAGGAAGAACAGUUCUGAGUAUAGCUUCAGCACAAGGAAAUGUAGAAGUGGUGCGUACUCUGCUGGACAGAGGACUAGAUGAGAAUCAUAGGGAUGAUGCUGGUUGGACUCCAUUACAUAUGGCUGCAUUUGAGGGUCACCGACAAGUAUGCGAAGCACUUAUCGAACAAGGUGCUCGGACUAAUGAGGUGGACAAUGAUGGUCGUAUUCCUUUAAUACUAGCAGGACAGGAGGGCCAUUAUGACUGUGUGCAGGUUAUGCUUGAAAACAAAUCCAAUGUGGAUCAGAGGGGUUACGAUGGUAGAAAUGCAUUGCGUGUUGCAUCAUUAGAAAGUCAUCGUGAUAUAGUUGAACUGCUCUUGAGCCAUGGAGCCGAUGUGAAUUACAAGGAUGCUGAUAGCCGCCCAACGUUGUACAUUUUGGCACUUGAAAAUCAACUAGCAAUGGCUGAGUAUUUGCUAGAAAAUGGAGCAAAUGUGGAAAGCACAGAUGCAGAGGGGAGAACUGCUCUUCAUGUCUCCUGUUGGCAAGGGCACUUGGAAAUGGCCCAACUUUUGAUAAACUACCAUGCUGAUGUCAAUUCUGCUGACAAUGAGAAACGAUCAGCUUUGCAAUCUUCUGCAUGGCAGGGGCAUGUGAAGGUUGUGCAGUUGCUAAUUGACCAUGGAGCAUUGGUAGAUCAUACGUGCAAUCAAGGUGCUACUGCUCUUUGUAUUGCAGCCCAGGAAGGACAUGUAGAUGUUGUUCAAACAUUACUGGAACACUCAGCGGAUCCAAAUCAUGCAGAUCAAUUUGGACGGACUGCAAUGAGAGUUGCAGCAAAAGGUGGCCAUACACAGAUUAUAAAGUUAUUGGAGAAGUAUGGGGCAUCGAGUCUAAAUGGAUGUAGCCCUUCUCCAGUUCACACAAUGGAACAGGCAGCCCCUCAGUCUGUCACUAUGAAAAUGCACUCUUUAACAAUUAAAUCGAAUAGCUCUGGCAGUACUGGUGGAGGUGACUUGCAGUCUGCUAUACGUGGUUUUUCUAAUGGUCCUCAACACCCUUUCAGUUCACCCUCUGAAUCUCCAGAUUCAACAGUUGAUCGACAGAAGUCCUCACUGUCUAAUAAUUCACUGAAGAGCUCUAAAAACUCCUCUCUUCGAACAACAUCAUCCACAGCAACUGCACAGACUGUACCCAUGGACAGUUUCCAUGGUAUGUCAUUCACAGAGCAGAUACAGCAGCAUUCAUUACCACGUAGUCGAAGCAGGCAGUCUAUUGUAAGUCCCUCAUCUACUACACGAUCCAUAGGACAGCAUGCUGGUUCUCCAACUAGUGAGUAUGAAUGGGGACAAAUGAAACCCAAUGUGAGAUCUUCUAAAAGUGGUAAAACUGGACAUAUUGAACCUAGUGAAGGUUCCACCAAAAUUGGUUCAUCUGGGAAGAGAUCAGCCCAAAACAAGCAAAACAACUGCCCUCAGCCAAAGGUUUUGGAAUAUGAAAUGACACAACUAGACAAACGAACAGCCAUAAAUAAAAUAAUACAGAAUACUGCAGUGCCAUUAAAGCAAGCACCACUUGAAUCACAAUGUAAGAUACUGAUUCCACACAGUGCACAGGAAACUUCAAGGGCUCAACAACAGUUCUUAAUACAGCAACAUGGGGAACAAAAGAAAAGAAAUGGAAUAAUGACAAAUCCAAACUAUUUACAAGGGAAUCCUGUUCUCCUGGGCAGGGUUGCAGUUCCAAAGAAUGGACAGGAGAAGGGACAUACUGAAUGUUUGGAAGGUUAUCCAUUAGCAGAGACUGAACUAAGUCUGAAGCAAGCCCUAAAAUUACAGAUUGAGGGGACAGAUCCUAGCUUUAAUUACAAGAAGGAAACACCAUUGUAGCAG
Chiloscyllium plagiosum (whitespotted bambooshark) is the source of this 5158-nucleotide messenger RNA. RefSeq names its product ankyrin repeat domain 50 (gene ankrd50). Gene Ontology annotation, molecular function: protein binding. NCBI's taxonomy places the organism in Eukaryota, Metazoa, Chordata, Chondrichthyes, Orectolobiformes, Hemiscylliidae. The record is from RefSeq and is a predicted model, not a curated record.